This is a messenger RNA of Aspergillus steynii IBT 23096, 1020 nucleotides long. RefSeq names its product terpenoid synthase. NCBI's taxonomy places the organism in Eukaryota, Fungi, Ascomycota, Eurotiomycetes, Eurotiales, Aspergillaceae. The record is from RefSeq and is a predicted model, not a curated record. Bases 1 to 1020 code for a protein of 339 amino acids. The transcript has 4 exons.
AUGACAUCUCUGAGAAUAGCCGACGCUGACAUCUCCGAUUGCUCAGAAGAGCUGACUAGAGAACCCUCCCUCAUCGAGAGGGAUAGGCAGCUGAUGCCGACGUUGACCCAAGACCACCCACCCGCAUCGCUUUUUGUCCCCGACAUCCACCCCAACGUCAUUGCGGUCUCUACUGAAGUCAACGAGUACUUUCUACAGCGAUGGCCCUUCCGGAAUGAUGCCGAACGGGCCAAGUUUCGCGCCGCCGGCUUUUCGCGCAUGACGUGCUUAUACUUCCCCAGGGCGUUGCAAGAUCGGAUCCCGUUUGCGUGUCGCCUAGUCACUCUUCUUUUCUUGGUUGACGAUCUUCUCGAAGAAAUCUCGCUACAAGAGGGGUCCGAGUACAACGAGAGACUCAUCGCCAUCUCCCGCGGAGAUAUCUCACCGGACCGCACAGUCCCCGUUCAAGCCAUCACCCAUGAGGUCUGGGAAGACAUGAGAGCCUGCGACAAGGUCCUGGCAGAUGACCUCCUCGAGCAUGUAUCCAUUUUCAUGCGCGCUCAGACGGAGAAGGCCCGCCUCACGAUAUGUGAAUUGGGGAAAUACUUGAACUAUCGUGAACGGGAUGUUGGGCAAGGUCUACUUUCGGCACUUCUGCGCUUCACGAUGAAGCUGCAUCUCAGCGAUACCGAGCGGCGCCAGGCGGCUCCCAUCGAACGCAACUGUGCUAAACACAUUGCGAUUUUAAACGAUAUCUACAGCUGGCGCAAGGAACAGCUCGCAUCACAGAACAUCCACCAGGAAGGCGCGGCUGUCUGUUCGGCAGUCCAAGUCCUGUCCAACGAGGCGACGCUAGGGUUCGCAGCGGCGCAGCGAGUACUGUGGGCGAUGUGUCGCGAGUAUGAAUUGGUGUACCGGCAGCUAGUGCAAGAGGCAACCCCUGGCAGCAGUGAUAGUCUCCACAAGUACUUGCGGGGACUUGAGUAUCAAAUGAGUGGCAACGAGCGGUGGAGCGAAUCGACCCCUCGCUACCACGGUUGA